UAAAACUUUGAUACGUUCGGACUUCCAGUGAAUAUUGUCAUAAUACGGAGUGUAUACACGUGCGUUUUGCAUAAUGAUUAAAGAAGACGACACUUAUGUCAUUCAUGGACCUCCACCACUUCACCCUCUUCUUGAUAUUUCUUUAGGAAGACUGAUGUAUGAUAGCCUUUUGGCCAACCCGAACAAACAUGAGGCGUUAGUAGAUGCUAUUACUAGGGAAUCCAUUUCUUUUCCUAAACUACUAGAAUUAACAUGUUCUUUAGCUGAAAGUUUAAGAAGAAGCGGUUAUGGAAUUAACACAGUAGUUUCUGUUAGUAGUGAAAACAACAUACAAUUUUUUAUACCUGUGAUUGCUUCUUUGUUUAUCGGUGCCACAGUAGCUCCUGUAAAUCAUAACUACACAGAUUAUGAAACAAUACAUUCUCUCACUAUUUGUAAACCUAAAAUAGUUUUCUGUUCAAAAGCAGUUACUGACAAAUUUGUAAACCUGAAAAAUACCAAAUUGGAUUUUAUAGAAAAAAUUAUCGUAAUUGAUAGUGACGAAGUAGUAUGUGGAGCCGAAACAAUGGAAGAGUUUGUAAGAACAACUUUAAGAGGAUAUGUACCUUUGGGGAGGUUUCAGUUGGCCGAAUUUGAUAAUAGCAAACAGAUUGCACUCAUUAUGUGUUCUUCUGGUACGACUGGGCUUCCAAAGGGUGUAAUGCAAACACACAGUAAUAUGAUGGUUCGAUAUAUGCAUUCCAUAGAUCCUCGGUAUCUACGGCAGGAAGAUAAUUUCCUAGGAAUACUUCCAUUCUUUCAUGCGUAUGGGCUAAUUACAAACUUCUUUGCAUUAGUGAUGGGCCAGAAAAUUGUAGUGCUUAAGAGGUUUCAGGAAGAACUAUUUCUGAAAAUCAUCCAAGAUUUUAGAUUGUCAAAUCUUUGGUUAGCACCACCUUUAGUAAUUCUACUUGCCAAAAGUCCGUUGGUAGCUAAAUAUGAUUUAUCGUCUGUUAAAGAAAUACUAAGUGGAGCUGCUCCUUUAAGCAAGGAUACUGAAGAAGCUGUUAAAAGAAGAUUGAAUAUUCGGACAAUCCGACAAGGAUAUGGUUUAACGGAAAGUACCUUAGCAGUAAUUAUGAUGUCCUUAAAUGACGAAAAACCCGGUUCUUCUGGUAAGGUGGUUUCAUAUAUGUCGUGUAAAGUUAGAGAUCCAGAAACUGGAAAAUCGCUGGGUCCUGGAAAAGUUGGUGAAUUGUGCUUCAAAGGUCCGAUGGUGACGCCAGGAUAUUAUAGAAAUCAGGAAGCUACUAGAAAUUCUUUUACAUCUGAUGGGUGGCUUUUAACCGGAGAUUUGGGUUACUAUGAUAAAGAAGGUUACUUCUACAUUGUCGAUAGGUUGAAGGAAUUGAUCAAAUAUAAAGGUUUUCAGGUUCCACCUGCUGAACUGGAGUCUAUUAUAUUGAACCAUCCAAAAGUGCUAGAUGUAGGUGUAGUGGGUCUUCCUAAUGAAGAAGCAGGAGAACUACCACUUGCAUACGUCGUGAAAAAAGAAAAUGUGAAUUUGACAGAAAAGGAAAUUAUCGAUUUUGUCGCUGGAAAAGUUUCCUCGCAGAAGACGCUGCGCGGUGGUGUUGUUUUUGUGCCAUCAAUUCCCAAAAAUCCCAGUGGAAAAAUUCUUCGCCGAGAACUUCGCAAAAUGUUAACUACUUACAAGUCAAAAUUGUAGAUAUUAAAUCUGUUGCAUUUAUAUAUAUUAUAAACUGUACAUUCUGAAAACAAUACAAACCACCGGUUUAGAAAGCAAGUUUUGUAUUCUUUAAUUUAACUUAUGGGUGUUAUUUUGUAUGCACUUUCUACUUGUUUCAUACGAACUAAAACAAAUAGAUGACAAACACGAUUUUUUGAGAGAACACAUAUUAACCAAUUAUUAUUAGUUGUUCAGUAAUCUUGACGUUGUCCGUCAAUAUUGUUCAAUUAAUGUAUAUAG
Zophobas morio is the source of this 1969-nucleotide messenger RNA. Its product is annotated as luciferin 4-monooxygenase-like. Gene Ontology annotation, biological process: fatty-acyl-CoA biosynthetic process; long-chain fatty acid metabolic process. The transcript is spliced from 6 exons. The record is from RefSeq and is a predicted model, not a curated record. Lineage: Eukaryota; Metazoa; Arthropoda; Insecta; Coleoptera; Tenebrionidae. Gene Ontology annotation, molecular function: long-chain fatty acid-CoA ligase activity. The coding region runs from base 74 to 1708 and encodes 544 amino acids.